AUGUCUCCUGCCGCCAAGACCCCCAUCCACGUAUACCCUCAUGCGCAAUAUAUCGCGAAGCUUGACAUUCUGGUGCUGACUUUUCUGCCGCCGAUCAGGAUCCUAUUCGUCAAGAACCUCAACUACGACGUUGACUCAAAGGCGCUUUGGACGCUCUUUGACCCGAACCAGGAGCGCAUUGUUCGCCAAAUUCGACAGGGUAUCUCUGUCGACUCCCGCGGCACUGCCUAUGUCGUCUUCUGGAAUGUAAUGGACGCGAAGAACGCGCUUGAUAAGCUGAAUGGCUUCAACUUUCAGAACCGGUACCUCGUGGUACUGUGGCACCAGCCAGAGAAGACCCUUCGGUCAAAAACGGACGAGAUCUCCAUGCGCCGGGAACAGUUAGCGCAGCUCAAGCAGCAGCAUGGUAUCGAUUGA
Molecule: messenger RNA, 417 nt
Organism: Microdochium trichocladiopsis
Lineage: Eukaryota; Fungi; Ascomycota; Sordariomycetes; Xylariales; Microdochiaceae
Exons: 4
Coding region: 1-417 (138 amino acids)
Molecular function (GO): RNA binding
Source: RefSeq, a predicted model, not a curated record